Messenger RNA from Australozyma saopauloensis, 1806 nucleotides. RefSeq lists its product as uncharacterized. The transcript has a single exon. The coding region runs from base 1 to 1806 and encodes 601 amino acids. NCBI's taxonomy places the organism in Eukaryota, Fungi, Ascomycota, Pichiomycetes, Serinales, Metschnikowiaceae. The record is from RefSeq and is a predicted model, not a curated record.
AUGAACAUGAAUUUGGCAGAAAAUGAAGAAAAUAGAAAGAAGAACAAAGUGAGAAAUCUUGUUGACGAGUGCGAAGCAAUCGGUUACAUCAGCAAAACCGUUCAUGACAACAAGAAGAUGUACACUGUUCAGGAGUUCUUCUUUUGUGAACUUGAAUACUUGACUGUUUUAAAAUAUUUACAGAAAGGAUUGGAUACUUUUGAAUUAGACCUUCUGCUGCGAAACCCAAGUAGUGAAGCAAAAGAAGCAGCUUGUGCCCUAUUGUCCGAUAAACGAGAAUUUUUUGAACAGCUCGUCAAGAGCCAUCAGGAUCUUUCGAUACAAAGAAGAAACUGUGCAGCUAGCAGGAUCUCCGAAUAUUCUGAAGUCUUGGAAUCACCUGAACAUCAUCAAAUUCUGUUGAUGGAUGUAAACUCGGACAGCAUGAGUUUCAUUGACAAGAACCAAAAAGGUAUAAUCCGUGCCCUUGGCGCCGGAGAAUACAAACACAAGAGCUCCAAAAAUGCUGAGGAACUCAGCGACUUUGGGAUUUAUUUGCUUACAGAGAACGAAGAGCUCUAUAAUGCCAUUACUAAGCUUUUUGGAGAUCUCGAUUCCAUCUGUUUAUUGAGCUUGUCCAAAAUUAUGGAGAAGCAGUGCAACACUUACGAAUUCUUGUUGGAGAAUGUAAGGGAUGCUAGAACAAAAAGAUCAGCCGAAACAAGUACUCUCGUCUCCAAGAUUAAAAAGUGUGGGAAAUUGGAAACCUUCACAAUUGUAUUUAAGUUAAUUCCUUUCGAGUCGUCUGAGGUCUACAAAACUUUGGCAAUCUUGUAUUACAUCAUUGCUGCUGUCAACUUUGCACGAAAGAUUGGACCUGGUGCUUUAUCAUGGGUGCAUUUUACAUUGCAUUCUAAGCGGUGCUGUCAAGCAGAUUUAUUUUUAAAGAAGGCCCUUGUUGUAGUUAAGCGACACAAAGGCAAUGCGAGUUCUGAAUUCAAUGUUAAGUUCUAUAUUCCUAUGGAAUUGUGCAACAGCACUGAAUAUUUGAAGCUACCCACAAAAGUCUUGUAUCAGUUACCGGUUUCUGAUGUGGAAACAUACUAUGAAGUCGCGGCCUCUUUUUGUUCUCAGCGAGACAUCGCGUUUGACGGGAUCCAAGAUGAAUCUGAUAUGAUGACAGUUGAUUUCACUGAAUCUGAGAGGGAUAUCAUGGAGUCAAAGAAAUCGAGCAGCAACACUUGGAAUAUGCUGUUCCGGAGUCUUGAUUUACGCGUCGAACCCCAUGGUUCAGUCAUUCAGAGUAAAAUUGAUAGGUUGAGCCUCGAGAAUAAGCGAUUUGACUGCAAGAAUUUUUCAGCAAAAAGUUUGCAAACUCCUGGAUUUCGUACUCACCUCGAAUUUGUUAGUCGGAAAAACAGAGAGGUGAUCACGCGAUUGCUGAAGUUCAAACUAAACUUCGUCCAUCGACGCGGGGCUAUCUCACAGAAUCUCCGCCAUCGAUAUAUUUUGGAGUAUAUUCAGGGUCGACUCUCAGGUGCCAUGGAUUUUUCUUCGGAAAUAGUUUUGUCGCUCUAUCCGAUAUUCGUGAUUGCGUUGCGCUUGGUGAACGAGUUCAAAAAAAAGACUACACUUAAUGAGAUAGAGUGUCUGGACCUGGAGUACUCCAAAGGAUCUGCCGCCUUCUUUUCUUGGCUAAUUCUUGUUUUCGAGGGAGUAUUCUGCCUUGCUUUCAUCAUUAAUAUGGGGAUCAUGUUUGUUAGAACCUGUAUUCCCUGGUUUAGUAAGUGGAGGUACUGGAGACAUAGGCCUCUCCUACCAAGAUAA